AGUAAACGUGAUUGAUGAGUGUUCGUCCAAAUUUUCUCUUCCUUAAUCAUGCAGUUAUUGGCUACAAACAAAAAUCAUGGAAUAUCUAAAAUAUUUUGACACUUAAGAAUGUGAUGAACGUGACUUGUUCAUACGUGAAACCGCUGUAACUGGAAAUACAACACUUUUUGAUAGUCUGGCCGACAGUGGCAGGGGAGUGAGUAUACAAUAUUCUAGAAAAGAUUUGGGAUGAAUCGGUGGUGCAAUCGAACCUUCUUUGAAAUCGAAACAAAACUUGAUCAUCAAUGCACAGAAAACUUUCAGAAAUUCUGUCCCAGUUUUCUCUGGUUUCUUCCAGACAGUUCUAAGUGUGGUAUUCUUCAAGAUAACAUAAGCUUUGCUUAAGUUUUCUUUUUUAAUAACUGAGUGGGUGCAAAAAAAUGGGAUUUUGACUCGAGCAUUAGUGGUAGCACUUGAGAAGCAGAGAUGACUCAAUACACAAAGUGCAAGUGUCCAUCUUCAGAAAGUGUGCUUCCUGGGAGGGAACGUUUAGCUGCAUAUCAAGGCGAUGACAAAACAGUACUGCAAUGGCUUCGUGGAAGACCUUGGUUGCUUGGCUUGUACGGAAGAAGAGAUGUCAAUGCCAGAACGAUCAUUGGCGAAACGCUUCUCUCGGUAGCUUGUACAGGUGGGAACCAUGACCUCGUGGAAGACCUGCUCAAGUUCGAAGGUAUUCAUCUCAACACGAAGACUGACAAUGGGAUGACUCCGCUCAUGAUAGCAUCGAAGAAUGGUCACCUUCAGUGUGUCCGGUCGCUUUUAUCAGCUGAAGUCCAGUGUAAACUAGAUGUAUCUGCAAAAACUACUGAGGGGAAGACUGCUCUUGCUCUGGCAGCGACAAACCUGCAAUGGGACAUCGCUCUGGCCAUUUUGGAGUCCUUACAGAACAUUGAUGCUGAUCUCCCAGAAGAGGUCCUCCUUCUGGCUGCAAAGUCUAAGCAGUGGAGAAUAUUCGAUAAAUUUCAUAGAAAGGGUUUCAGAAUCACACCAAAGGCUUGGCUCAGUAUUGCCACCACAGUCGCUACAGAGCAGGACUGGAGGAGUUUAUGCGUUGUCUUUAAGUAUUCUAGAAGCGUCUUUGUGGAGAAGGAAACGUUGCUUAGAAUGAUUCUUAAUGCAGAGUGGGAUGGAUUAUCGCACGUGCUUAGUAACUAUAAAUUCGAAAAUCAGGUGAUGUGUAAUUUGCUUAGAGAAGUUGUUAAAGAAAGGCGCUGGGAAGGUGCUAAACGUCUUCUGGAAAAUUACACAUACUGUCACCAAACUGUUCUUUACAAUCUAGCAGAAGCUUCCAAAUCCAAACAGUGGCAAGGAGCUGAGAUCUUUCUCGGAUUUGUUAGUAAAAAUGCCAGAAUCGAUUUAGAACUUCUUGAAAAGAUCCCGCAAUAUUCAGAAAAGCAGUUGAAGGAAUUCAUCUACGCUAAAAACUACAGCUAUGAAGUCAUGAAUGGUGUUUUGCUUGCAUGCGCAUGCAGUGUUGAAGAAAACGUAAUGAACAUGCUGUUUAAUGUCUUUCAUGUUCUGGAAGAGAAUACUUUGGACAAUUUGCUAUAUAUGGGUGUUUUGCAAAACAAUCUGAAGAUUUUAUCCCCACUUCUGCAUUGUAACCUAAGCAAUUUUACACACGAUACUUUGGUAAGUGCUCAUGAUCUGGCCAAGAGAUUGCAAUAUAAGGAUGUUGUCAAAAUUCUGUCCGUAGCCAUCGAUGAGCAGGCCAAGUUACUCCUCUCUUCAAGCGCCGUGAGUUUUGAAGGACGUGGGAUGGACCAGGGCAUAGGAUUGUCUUUGCAACCAGCUAUUCAGCAGAUACAGCGUGGUCCGUUACAGCUAUUCGUCCGUCGAUCACCGAACCACGCCCCGACAGAUGACGCUAAUUGUGAAGUCAGCAACGAGGACACAUACAAGAUAACCAGCACCCCAAAAGGACUCGUCCUCAUCCUGAAUUACCAGCGAUUUCAAGGGAGGCGUGAACUUCUGAGGGAGGGAUCCCAGUUCGACGUCAUCAACCUGAUGAACAUAUUCAGUCAAAUGGGAUACGAGCCCCAAGUCUACUGGGACCUGACCGAAGACCACACCAUAUCGACGCUGGACUCCUUCAGGAACCAACAGCGUCUGAAGGACGUCGACUGCGCCAUUGUCUUCGUCAUGAGUCACGGCGUAGCGAGGCAGACUUUCCACACGUCUGACAUGCAGUGCGUUACAGUUGACAAGAUCCAGUCGAUGUUUCUAGACAGCGAGUGUCCCUUCCUGGCGGGGAAACCGAAGUUAUUCUUCUACAAUUUCUGUCGUGGGAUAGACGAGCCCCAGGUGACCCCUCAGUCUGACGCCGUCAGAGAGACUCCCAGGGACAUGAUGAACGUGUUCUCUGCUCCGGAAGGCUUCAGGAGUUACCGGUAUGCGGAGGCAGGGACGCCCUUCGUCAUGGCCCUUUGUCGGGUUUUGUCGGAAAAUGCCUGUGACGAUGAUUUAGACGAUCUGCUUAGGAAAUUCAAGAAGGCUUAUAGCACCUCAAGCCAUGGCACAACUCCGGACAUACAGGACCUUAAUUUCGCCAAAAAAUUUUACUUUAAUCCAAGACAAUGAAAUCUUUAUAUAGCAGUAUUCACUGCAGUUUAAGUUACCAAGUCAAAGUAUGAAGUAAGGAGAAAGAUGGUAGUUUUACUACAUUAAUCUCUUAAAGUAAUCAUGCAACCUGGAAAUACAAUAAACUCUUAUCGUUAUCAUAACAACAUAUGAGUUAUACCCAAAUGCUCUGGAGGAAAAUCACUCAUAGAUUUUGUAUCACUCAGAUAUUUCGUACACGGUCGCAUUGACAUUUUCUAAACACAUCCUACUUUCCUGUAAUUCUAAAAGUUGAAAAUUAAAUAUGAAUGGAAUAAAGUUCUAUAACAAGAAAUUAUUUAUUUAUUUAUUUUGUAAUAUACUAAAAGCCAAAUACGACUGCUGAUGGUCUAUAAGUUCCUCCGAGAAUGGUGGUGAUUUUAAAACGAGAAAAGUCCCAGUUUCAAGUGUCGAGCAAUGUGUCAUAUAUUGCAAAUUUGAUGUAUUGUAACUUCGAACGGAUAAACCUUUUCAGCAGUAAUACAAGGAUUACAAUGAUCGAGGGUGAAGGUCUUAUU
Macrobrachium nipponense is the source of this 3155-nucleotide messenger RNA. RefSeq names its product caspase-10-like. The coding region runs from base 466 to 2619 and encodes 717 amino acids. Gene Ontology annotation, molecular function: protein binding; cysteine-type endopeptidase activity. The transcript is spliced from 5 exons. Gene Ontology annotation, biological process: proteolysis. The record is from RefSeq and is a predicted model, not a curated record. Lineage: Eukaryota; Metazoa; Arthropoda; Malacostraca; Decapoda; Palaemonidae.